AGAGAAAGAGAGAGAGCACUUUACCACUUUUAUAUGUUGCACGCAUCCACAUAGCAGAAAACAGAAGGAAGACGAAGUAGCACUACUCCCCUCAAACCCUCAAUCCUCAAGGCUCAAGGCAAACCAGAAGCAGCAGAGGAGAAAGAACGAGCAAAAAUAAAAAAAAAUAAUCCCACAAAAACGCCCAAACCCACACAGACAGAAGAAAUGAAGAAAGAAGAUGGUUCCAAAAGUGGGUCUUGAGCCCCGAGGCCUGUUUGCUUCAAAUGCAAAAGCUUUUUCUGCAACAACAAAAGCCAUUAAGCUAGCAGAACAGCGCAAGCCGCAUCAGCAGCAGCUAAAAGUGCUUUUGGGUGCUGAGAGAUUUCGUUUCAACAGCUGAGCAUGUACUUGGGUAGUCUCUGUUUGACCCAGAAUCUGGACUAAAAAACCAGAAAAAAAAGAGUUUUUGUUUUUGGGGUUUUUAGCAUUGAGCUCUCUGGGUUUGUAAAUUUGAGUUCAACCUAUUUGUAAUUUGUGCUUCUGGGGUUGUGGGUUUUGUUGGUUUUGAAGAAAAACUGGAGAUAUUUGUGUUUUUUGGUUUGAGGAGAUUUGUAGGAGUGUUGAUUUUGUUGGAUGAAGGCCAUGCCCCUACCCUUUGAGGAGUUUCAAGGGAAGGGGGUGCUAGAUUUCUCUUCUGUUUCUUCUUCUUCUGCUGCUGCUGCUGCUUCAGAUUCAUUUCUUUCAUUGCCGCCGCAAAAGUGGAUUCACCGCCACCACAGCAGCAAAGAGAAUUGCUAUGUGGGCAGCACUGAGCCCACCUCUGUCCUCGACACCAGAAGAAGCCCAAGCCCGCCCACAUCCUCCUCAACACUGUCUUCCUCCCACGGCAGCGGAGCCAGCGGUGGCUCGACAGACACAACCACUGCGGCGGGGGUCGAAAACCCAUCUCAAACACCCUUAGAGGAACAAAAAUGCGGCCCGUCGCUCGGCAUGGAGGACUGGGAGAGCGUUCUGUCUGAGUCCCCAGGUCAAGAGCAGUCCAUCCUGAGGUUGAUUAUGAGUGACAUCGAAGACCCCUCUCUUGGAUUGAACACGCUGCUGCAGAGUUCAAGCGGUUCUGAUCAUCACCACCAAAAUUUGGAAUUCGGCUGCGGAGGGUUUCAGGAUGUGGUGGAUCAAGGCGGAGGAUACGGCGGCGGCUUCGAACCCGAUGAUCAUUCUGGGGGUUUGGUUAGCCCCUCUCUGCACGCAAGUUCUGAUCCUGAUUUUAAUUUCAGUAAUAAUGCCUCAAAUGUUGAGACUCAGAGCAGCAAUGUGAGACCAAACCCUACAAUGUUCUCUGCUUCAAUGAGUAAUCCUUUUCCGGUUUCGCUGUCUUCCGGCAUGUUUCAGCGGCAACAGAACAUGGGUCUGGAGGAGAAGCCUCAGAUUUUCAAUCCCCAGAUGGUAAUUAACCAAAACCAAGCUCAGUCUACACAGAACCCAGCUAUGUUUAUGCCUUUGACACAUGCCCAAUUGCAAGAGCACCACCUUCUCUCACCGCCUCCGUCGAAAAGGCUCAAUUCUGGUGGAUUUGGACCCGGUUACCCAGUCCAAAGGGUACCCUUUUUGAAUCCCGGGCAAGAGCUAUUGGUUCGGGCUCAGCAACAGCAGCAGCAGCUUCAGUUUCUUCCUCAGCACCUUCAGCAGCAGAGGCCAACAAUGCCGGUGGCAAAGGAGAAAAUGAUGAGCCCGGCAGAGGGCGGUAAAGAAAUGAUGAACCAGAACCACCAGCAGCAGCAGCUUCAGCAAGCAGUAAUUGACCAGCUUUUCAAUGCAGCAGAGUUGAUCGAAACAGGAAAUCCGGUACUCGCGCAAGGGAUAUUGGCGCGGCUCAAUCACCAGCUCUCUCCCAUUGGCAAGCCUUUUUCAAGGGCUGCUUUUUACUUCAAGGAGGCCUUGCAAUUGCUCCUUCACAUCAACACCUCUAGUAACUCUUCUUCGGCUUUGUCGCCUUUUAGCCUCAUUUUCAAGAUUGGUGCUUAUAAAUCGUUCUCUGAAAUCUCGCCUGUUGUCCAAUUUGCCAACUUUACUUGUAACCAAGCCAUCCUUGAAGCCGUGGAGGGCUUUAAUCGUGUUCAUGUUAUUGAUUUUGAUAUUGGCUAUGGCGGGCAAUGGGCUUCUUUCAUGCAAGAAGUUGCCUUGAGAAAUGGGGGUGCAUCUUCUCUUAAAAUCACUGCAUUUAUAUCGUCUUCCGCGCAUGAUGAAUUUGAGGUUAGUUUCACUCGAGAAAACCUCAAACACUUUGCUAGUGAGCUCAACUUGGCAUUCGAACUUGAACUUGUGAGCCUUGAGUCGUUGAACUCUGGUUCGUGGGGAUUGCCUAUUCAUGCUUCUGACGGCGUGGCAGUUGCUGUCAAUCUCCCCAUUGGCUCCUUUUCGAGUAACCCUUUAUUGCUUCCAUUGAUCUUGCGCUUUGUUAAGCAGCUUUCUCCCAGAAUUGUUGUCUCUUUGGACAGAGGCAGUGAUCGGACCGAUGUUCCAUUUCCCCACCAAAUAAUCCAAGCCCUCCACUCUUACUCCGGCCUGCUUGAAUCAAUAGAUGCUGUCAAUGUAAACCCAGAUGCACUGCAGAAGAUUGAGAGGUACUUGCUCCAACCAGGCAUUGAAAAGAUUGUAACGGGCCGCCAUCAUUCCCCUAAAAGAACACCUUCCUGGAGGACACUGUUUUUGUCAUCUGGGUUCUCACCAUUGACAUUCAGCAAUUUCACCGAGUCCCAGGCCGAGUGCUUGGUGCAGCGGACUCCGGUUGGGGGGUUCCACGUCGAGAAGAGACAGUCUUCGCUUGUGCUCUGCUGGCAGCGCAAGGAUCUCAUUUCUGCCUCAGCUUGGAGGUGCUGAAGAACCGGCAUUUUGAAGUUGGUUCUACCAAUUCAUAACUUACUGCUUUAGUUUUGGAACUCUUUCGGUUCUCUUCCUUGAUUCUACAAAUAUGCCCUAAUUGUCUAUGGUUCUGUAGUAGGCCUUUUGAUUCCAAUGAAGAAACCAAACAUUCAAAGUAACUCAAUGGCUUUGUACAGGUUUUGUUUAUUUAUUUAUAUUUUCAGUUUCUUA
This is a messenger RNA of Pyrus x bretschneideri (Chinese white pear), 3075 nucleotides long. RefSeq names its product scarecrow-like protein 6. The record is from RefSeq and is a predicted model, not a curated record. NCBI's taxonomy places the organism in Eukaryota, Viridiplantae, Streptophyta, Magnoliopsida, Rosales, Rosaceae. The transcript has a single exon. Gene Ontology annotation, molecular function: DNA-binding transcription factor activity; sequence-specific DNA binding. Gene Ontology annotation, cellular component: nucleus. Bases 616 to 2862 code for a protein of 748 amino acids. Gene Ontology annotation, biological process: regulation of DNA-templated transcription.